Molecule: messenger RNA, 793 nt
Organism: Peromyscus eremicus (cactus mouse)
Lineage: Eukaryota; Metazoa; Chordata; Mammalia; Rodentia; Cricetidae
Gene: Map1lc3a
Product: microtubule associated protein 1 light chain 3 alpha
Exons: 4
Coding region: 164-529 (121 amino acids)
Biological process (GO): cellular response to nitrogen starvation; autophagy of mitochondrion; autophagosome assembly
Cellular component (GO): cytosol; autophagosome; autophagosome membrane
Molecular function (GO): ubiquitin protein ligase binding
Source: RefSeq, a predicted model, not a curated record
GUCACCCAGGCGAGUUACCUCCCGCAGCCGCCACCGCCAGGCUCAGCGCGAGCCCUGCAGCCCUUGAGCUCGAGCCCCGGAGCCCCCGGCGCACCAAACCGCAGCCACAUCCCUGAGCCGCGCGCCCCGGAGCCCCGGCUGCGCGCUCCGCCGGGCCCGCGCCAUGCCCUCCGACCGGCCUUUCAAGCAGCGGCGCAGCUUCGCCGACCGCUGUAAGGAGGUGCAGCAGAUCCGCGACCAGCACCCCAGCAAGAUCCCGGUGAUCAUCGAGCGCUACAAGGGUGAGAAGCAGCUGCCUGUCCUGGAUAAGACCAAGUUUCUGGUCCCAGACCAUGUUAACAUGAGCGAGUUGGUCAAGAUCAUCCGGCGCCGCCUGCAGCUCAACCCCACGCAGGCCUUCUUCCUGCUGGUGAACCAGCACAGCAUGGUGAGCGUAUCCACGCCCAUCGCUGACAUCUAUGAACAGGAGAAGGAUGAAGACGGAUUCCUCUACAUGGUCUAUGCCUCCCAAGAAACCUUUGGCUUCUGAGUCAGGAGUAGGGGUGGGGGGUGGUUGGGAAUUCUGGUCAGGCUCUCUCCAGGGAGGUCCUGGCUUCUAAACUGAGCUAUUUUAGUCCCCAGUGGGUUAGGCAGAGAUGUGAACCUUCCUCCCCUUUGCCCAGGUAGGGGACACCAGCCAGCCUACCAUGCCCUGGGUCCUGGGCCAGUCACCUUAGGGUCACUCCUCUGGGUGCUGGCUGGGUUGGGAGUGGGUGGGGAGCCCCAGCUCUGUGUGGUUUGUCUUUUUUUUUUU